AUGCGUCUCGCAAUCCGCUCCGCUCUCCUCUCCGCCCUUUUCCUUUCCCUCUCCCUCCCCAUCCUCACCCACGCCGCUCCCCUCCCACGCAACAUCCCGACGCUCACGCUCAGCGACACGGCCGCGACGCCUCGCCCCAUGCUCCGGCCGUGGGCCACCGCCGCUCCUCCCACAGCGCGCAAGCACCUCGCCGACACGGCGGAAACCGCGGACAUCGAGGCUACCAUCCUGCAGACGCAUGGCAUGGCGGCCGCCGAAGCGCGGUCCGUGCCGCCGCACGGCACGGAGCUUGCGGCAGGAACGGCGGCCGCGCCGGGUGGUGCUGUCCGCUCGUGA
Coniosporium apollinis CBS 100218 is the source of this 336-nucleotide messenger RNA. RefSeq lists its product as uncharacterized. The coding region runs from base 1 to 336 and encodes 111 amino acids. The record is from RefSeq and is a predicted model, not a curated record. The transcript is spliced from 2 exons. Lineage: Eukaryota; Fungi; Ascomycota; Dothideomycetes.